Molecule: messenger RNA, 1778 nt
Organism: Tripterygium wilfordii
Lineage: Eukaryota; Viridiplantae; Streptophyta; Magnoliopsida; Celastrales; Celastraceae
Exons: 2
Coding region: 319-1239 (306 amino acids)
Source: RefSeq, a predicted model, not a curated record
GUCCAACAUCUUAUAUUCCUUUUUUAUUUCCUUUCUCUUUUGGUUUUAAAUUAUAUCAGAUGGAACUGCCAUGAGAGAUUCAAAUAGAGGAACAUUGAAAGGUUUCUGCUUCUCUCUGCAUCAAUCUUCUUUUCUUUCCUUUUGAUUUGCAGGUUUUGAGGUGAGAGACUGUGAGGAAGAGAACCCAUUUCAAAUAUCCAAAAGACUCUGUCUGGAAGAUAGUUUUUCCUUCCCCAGAUCUCUCUCUCUUUCUCUCUUUCUUCCUUGAAAAAAAUACCCAUAUUUGGAUUUGAUGUCCUGAGAUUGUAGUACUACACAAUGAGGGACAUAGGUUCUUGUUUGAGUGAAAAUGCCAUAAAUGUCAUAAAUGUGUCUCAUUCUUCUUGUUCUAGUUAUCCAAACAAUGCUUGUAUUUCUUCUUCAAGCCUAACCCCAUCUGUUCAAAAUGCUGUCACUUGUGUUUACAAAGUCAUUCUCUCCAAUCAAAAGCUGUUCAUGAUCAAAGUCACUUGGUGCAAGAACCAAACCACUCAGAAACUCACCAUAAACUUCAACAAUGAGACUUCAUCAUCUUUCAAGCUCAAUACAAAUUCAAGACUAUUCAGGAAGAAUAAAGGAACCAAAAUGAUCGAAUCCGAUACUUCUUCGAAGAUCGAAGUCUCCUGGGAUCUCUCCAACGUUAAAUAUGGCACAGGGCCUGAACCUGUUGAUGGGUUUUAUGUACUAAUCAUGGUUGAUUCAGAGAUAGGCCUUAUUUUGGGUGAUCUUGGUGAAGCAGCCAUGGCCAAGAAGUUCAAAACCAGUAAUCCAGCAGCCAAAGUGAGUCUAAUUUCAAGGCAAGAGCAUUGUUCAGGAAACAGUUUGUAUACAACCAAGGCUCAGUUCUGUGACACUGGGAUUCAACAUGACAUUUUGAUUAGAUGUAGUGGAGAAAAUGAAGGCCUGAAUUACCCAGUUAUGUCUGUUUGUAUCGAUAAAAAGACGGUGAUUCGCGUCAAGAGGCUGCAGUGGAAUUUUAGGGGAAAGCAGACAAUCUUUGUUGAUGGGCUGCUGGUUGAUCUAAUGUGGGAUUUACAUGACUGGUUCUUCAAUCCUGGUUCAGGAUCAUAUGCUGUGUUCAUGUUCAGGACAAGAAGCGGAUCGGAUAGCAGCCUUUGGCUGGAGGAGAAGUUGGUGCAGAGAGACCAAGAGAGAGUUGAAUUCUCCUUGUUGAUAUAUGCCAAAUUCUGUACCAUUUAAUGCUCUUCACAAAUUAGAGGUAUUCAUCCUCUCCUUGAUUUGUUUGGCACAUGGUUUCUCUUUAAACCAUGCAGGAUCAACUCCUCAAAAGAAAUCAUUUUCUUUUACAAAGGAUUGUAGAUGGAGCUACUACAUACAUAAACCAAGCUUGCAAUGUAAGCAAUGAGGGUAGCUAGGGACCAUAGGACUUCAUUGAUGUGGUCAAAGCUUGUGAUUAAGGGUGCAGGAGGGCAUGUGUAAUUCAUGAAAGAAGAUUUUGUGAACUUUUUUUGUAUGAAUAUACUCAUUGAGGCUUGCUUGAUAUUGGGACAAUGGUUUGUUGUAGUCCCCCUUCAUGGACCACCUCUCAUGUCCUUUGGGCUCACCAUUUUAUUACUUCCCCCACAAAGAGCCAAAUCCUUUUGUAUUAAUUGACUGGCUGGAAAUGAUCCAUAUUGUCCAAGCUUUGAACAUCAUGUACUAUGUUUCAUUCAUCAUGUAAGAAAUCACUUCUUACUUUCAUUUAAAAAUAGUGUAUAUUUGUUGACUUUACACAAUGA